Molecule: messenger RNA, 3809 nt
Organism: Phyllostomus discolor (pale spear-nosed bat)
Lineage: Eukaryota; Metazoa; Chordata; Mammalia; Chiroptera; Phyllostomidae
Gene: PIP5KL1
Product: phosphatidylinositol-4-phosphate 5-kinase like 1
Exons: 12
Coding region: 8-1231 (407 amino acids)
Biological process (GO): phosphatidylinositol metabolic process
Molecular function (GO): phosphatidylinositol kinase activity
Source: RefSeq, a predicted model, not a curated record
GCGGGGGAUGCGGCCAGAGCUGGGGAAGCUGCUGCGGGUCGCCAUGGCCGCGCCGAGCCCGGGGCCCCGCGAGGUCCUGGCCCUGUCCCCAGAGGCUGGACGCAAAGCAGCUACCUCAAGGUCUGGCCGCCGUGGCCUUCUUGGGCGUCUACGAGACAAGCAGCUGCGCCUGGGCCUGUUUGAGAUCAGCCCGGAGCAUGAGCUGCACCGGCUGACGUGCAUGAUGCAGACAGGGCUGUGGGCUGCCACCCAGGUCUCUAUGGACCACCCACCUGGGGGACCGCCCACCGAAGAGGAUUUCUCCGAGGUCCUGACCCAGGCUCACCAGGGCUUCGAGCUGGGCACCCUGGCUGGCCCGGCCUUCUCCUGGCUGCGUCACUCCCUAGGCCUGGCGGAGGAGGACUAUCAGGCUGCCCUGGGGCCCGGCAACCCCUAUCUGCAGUUCCUGAGCACCUCCAAGAGCAAGGCCAGCUUCUUCCUGUCCAAGGACCAGCGCUUCUUCCUGAAGACCCUGCGGCGCGGGGAGGUGCGGAUGCUGCUCAUCCACCUGCCCCGCUACGUGCAGCACCUGCAGCGGCACCCGCAUUCGCUGCUGGCGCGGUUGCUGGGAGUGCACAGUCUGCGGGUGGGCCGGGGCAAGGAGAUAUACUUCAUCAUCAUGCAGAGCGUCUUCUAUCCAGUUGGCCGCAUCUCCGAGAGGUAUGACAUUAAGGGCUGCAAGGUGAGCCGAUGGGUGGAGCCGGCCCCGGAGAACAGCCCCCUUGUCUUGGUGCUGAAGGACCUCAACUUUGAGGGCAAAACCAUCAACCUGGGGCCCCAGCGGAGCUGGCUGCUGCGGCAGAUGGAACUGGACACCACCUUCCUCCGGGAGCUCAAUGUGCUGGACUACAGCCUGCUGGUAGCCUUCCAGCGUCUCCAGGAGGAUGAGCGGGGGCCGGGCAGCUUCCUGUUCCGCACAGCUAGGUCUGUACAAGGGGUACAGAGCCCGGAUGAGCCCGGAGCUCAGAACCGCCGGCUGCUGCCCGACGCCCCCAACGCCCUUCACAUCUUGGACGGCCCAGAGCAACGCUAUUUCCUGGGUCUCGUGGACCUCAACACCGUCUACGGGCUUUGCAAGCGGCUGGAGCACCUGUGGAAGACGCUGCGCUACCCCCACCGCACCUUCUCCACCGUCAGCCCCGCUGUCUAUGCCUGCCGCCUCUGCCAGUGGGUGGAGGCGCACACUGAGUGAUCAGCGUCCCGCCGCGUGCUCCCCAUCUGGACAAAGGACCACGAACUGGAGGCUCAGGAGGUGAAGGGACUGAGCAAGCUGACUCAGCAAUAAAGGCUGGAACAAGGACUCAACCAUGCCUUUCAGAUUCAGGAGCCCUAUUCUUACCCAUCGGCCCCUGCAGCCCUGCCCUCAUGCUGUGGGAGACAGGGGAGGCUGAAGGCUCUGGCUCAGGUCCUUUGUCGUCCAGAUGGGGAAACUGAGGCCCAGAGACUUGAAGGGGGCUUAUGCAGGGGAGACGGCAGCCCGGCCUCCGACAUCAGUCCAGUCUGACGGUGCCCGAGCCGGCCUUCCCCCUGGUGCUGCUCUGGGGGCCUGCUGGGUGACCCGGGCAAGGUGCUAUACCUCUCUGUGCCUCGGGGGUCUAGUCUGUCAGAUGGAAGGAUGAAAAUGGACCUCCUGAACUCAUUCAGUGUUUAUGGAGCACCUGCUGUGCUUUGGGGGGACCUGGGGGUGGAGCAAGAGGCACAGACUUCACCUCCGCAGACUCCCGGUGUGGCGUGUGGUGGCGGCGAGAGAAGCAGACUGGUGAAACAGACCCCUGGGAAGGAGCAUGGGACCAUGAAGCUCAGGGAAGGGGCCCCCUCCUAAGGACAGGAUGGGUGGGGCGGUUUCGAACCUCUACACUGAGAGCAGAGGGGUUGGGUGCAGCCCUGGGAGGGCCCCAGGCCGAGAGCACGGCAAAGGGUUGCAGUGAGAGAGCGUGGCCUUUGAAAUAAAGAAACACGUCUCUGUGGUCGGUGUUGCGAGCGGACGGGGAGAGUGUGGUGAGAAGCUGCGUGGGCCAGGAGCUGCCCCGCCAGGACUGGAUGACUCUGGACCUUGGGAAAGCCACUCGGCUACACCAAACACUGCCGUUCCGUUUGUCUUCAGAGCAAAGGAGGAAAAAUGGCUGGCGGGGAAGGGGCAGGAGAGGGAAAGCUUACGUUGCAGGCAUGGAGUGUGGGUUCCUGGAGGUACAGUGAUACAGACACAGAUAUAAAUAUAGAUAUGUCACUGACAUCACCCCUAGAUACCUGGGUGACCUUUGUGACAACCUUUGUGAGCUAACGCAAGCCUGGGAGAAUUUCUGGCUCUGACUCAGCAGGAAGUCAAAACAUCCGGUGCGCUCAGCUCAGCGGCCACCCGGGAGAUGGGUGGGUGGUGGAAACGCAGCGUGGUAGGGUAGCACAGCCUGGGGGAGCUGGGGUUGGGCUGCACAUUCACCUGGCGCCUGGAUCCGCGGGGCUGAGUCAGAGCCCCCGAGUCCUGCACUCCUAGAUGAGGAUGGCUCGGCACCUCCCUCCCUGGGGGUCUCUGACAAUCGCCUGAGGCGGGACAGGGAAAUGACUCACGGGGCCUGGGACUCCUGGCUGUCCUAGCUUGCGCAUUCAGCAGACCUCGUGCGUGUUAGGCGCUGUGCAGAUGCCAGAAAUGCCCCGAAGACGUGGCUGGCCCGGCUGCCCACACGGAGCUCAGAGUCUAAUAGGCGGCCUAAUAGACCACAAGCAAGAGAACCAUCGUACACAGGAUGAUUUCUGCGUGUGACAGUGCUUGAAAGAGAGAAGUCACGGUGAGACUGGAAGGAUGAGAGUGCGGUGCUGGACAGAGUGGUUGGCAAGGAGGUGACGCUUGAGCUGAAUGACAAGAAGGAGCUGGCCAUGGGAUUAGAGCAAUCCAGGUAGAGGGUGUGGCAAACUCGAAGUCCCUGAGGUAGAAAUGAGCUCCAUGGGAUUGGGGGUUGGAAGCGGGGCCCAGGUGGGCAGAAGGUGAUUCAGUGGGAGGCAGGAGCCCAAAAUGGGCAGGGCCUUGGGCAGGGGAAGGACAGCAGCUUUUGCCAAAACCAAACGGAAGAGCUUCCUGUGAAACCGCGGGACUUUCCCUCCCUCCGCACCCCAUGGAGGUGAGAACCAUCCGCACCUGCACCCAGGGCCCCAGGGCGUUUGGGCACGCCCCUGUCUCCUCUCGGUGUAGCCGGGCAAGGAGGGAGUUGCCUCUCGGGGGAAGGAACCGUCACUUCACCAGCCACAGUGGGUGACGAACGAAUCCAUUCUCACCACAGUGCCCUAGGGGUUGUGUCUGUGAAAACAAACCUGACAGAUGAGGCCCCGGGGGAGGCUGAAGGGCCCUGGGUAUGGGCACCCACUGCGUGCCGCACCUUGGGUGAAUGAGGGGCCCCAGAGGGACACUGACUUGGACCACUCCCCUUGAGGUGUGCCCAGGGUGGGGCGGAGGAGACCAGCAGGGUUUGCACUCAAAGGAGGGCUAGGGGCAGGGGCACCUCAGCAGGACGGGGAGAGACACGGGGGGCCGGAGCCCUGGCUUGGCGGGAGUCCACUUGGCACCAGAAUGGAGGAGGCAUGGAAAGUUGCUGAGCUGGGUGCAGACACCCAACACGAAUACCCUGAGGUUGUGCCCACACCAGAGUGUCCGAGAAAUGGGAACCUGGGCUCUGAAAUGAGGCCAGAGCAAGAGAACAGGCUGGGGCCCUGGGGAGGGUGGUGGGUGUGGCAGGGGUGGUAAGAUGAGCUUUCUGGCCUAUGAAGUAUUUUGUAAAAAA